ACAAAUUUUAGUUGAUCAAUAUGUGCUUCAGAGUAGAAAAAAAGACAAAGUUUAUUUUGAGAGCAUGAUAAAAAAAAUUCAAAUAUAUUAGUAACAUAUUGUGAAACUUGAACUUAAAUUUGCAUGUCUUACUAGAUGUAGCAUUCAUACUGACAGUGGACAACAGGACUAAAUACAAUUCAAGCCAACUAUGGAAAAUCUUGUCAGGCAGGAUGCGACGUGAAUAACAUAUGAAUGUUAGUCAGACUCUGAGUCAGUUCCCUUCAGAAACGAGACACCGGUGCAGGGCAACAUCACUUGAGCUCCAACCAAGAUGACAGAUUGUUCAGAGCUCACUUUCAAUAUUGAUCAUGGUUAUCUGGAGGGUUUGGUGCGAGGACUUAAGGCUGGGCUCCUUACUCAGACGGACUAUCACAAUCUGGCCCAGUGUGACACACUUGAAGAUAUGAAGUUGCACCUUCAGAGUACAGACUACGGCACGCUGCUGUGCUCAGCUGAGGAGGACCUGACCGUGUCUCUGGUGGACCGCAAACUGAGGGACAACCUGGUCACUGAAUUCAACUGCCUCCGCUCCAACAGUCUGCCACCGCUCUCCACCUUCCUUGAUUAUAUAACCUACGGCUACAUGAUUGACAACGUGGUGAUGCUGAUCACCGGAGCCCUGAAACAGAGGCAGGUCGAAGAACUACUCCCACGUUGUCAUCCCCUCGGUGCAUUUGAGCAAAUGGCAGCCGUGGGCAUCGCCCGCACUCCGACGGAACUCUACACAACAAUCCUGGUUGACACUCCGCUCGGUCAGUUUUUCCAGGAAGCUGUGUCAGAAUCAAACUUGGAUGAGAUGGAGGCUGAAAUACUGCGAAACAAACUUUAUAAGGUGACAACUACUUCUAAUAUGCAAAAUUUUUCUUCAUCAGUUUCGAUAUCAUGCUUGAUUUUCACUGUAUGUACUUUAAAGGCAUAUUUAGAGUCAUUUCACUCUUUCUGCAAGAACAUUGGUGGUGCCGCAAAGGAUAUCAUGUGUCCGAUUUUGGAGUUUGAGGCAGACAGACGAGCCUUCAUCAUUACUGUCAACUCCUUCGGGACAGACCUGAGUAGUGCAGAUCGGAGUUCACUGUUUCCAUCUUGUGGCAAACUUUACCCUGAAGGGCUGCAAUUGCUGUCCAAAGCCGAAGACCAGGAACAAGUCAAAGCGGUCGCUGACUAUUAUCCUGAUUAUCAAAUUGUUUUUGACAACCAAGACCCACAGUGUGAUUACAAGACUCUGGAAGACAGAUUUUUUCAGCAAGAGGUGAAGCUGAACACACUUACGUUCCUCCAGCAGUUCCACUUUGGCGUGUUUUAUUCCUACGUCAAACUGAAGGAGCAGGAGAUCCGCAAUAUUAUCUGGAUUGCCGAGUGUGUCACUCAGAGGCAAAAGUCCAAGAUACACAAUUACAUCACCACUUUUCAGGGUACAAGUUAAGGGGUAAACGGUAAAGAUGUGGAUGAGACACGUGAAAAACAACUGAAUUUAAUAAAACAAGUUAAAGUUG
Molecule: messenger RNA, 1532 nt
Organism: Syngnathus acus (greater pipefish)
Lineage: Eukaryota; Metazoa; Chordata; Actinopteri; Syngnathiformes; Syngnathidae
Product: V-type proton ATPase subunit d 1-like
Exons: 7
Coding region: 314-1462 (382 amino acids)
Biological process (GO): vacuolar transport; vacuolar acidification; proton transmembrane transport
Cellular component (GO): lysosomal membrane; proton-transporting V-type ATPase, V0 domain; early endosome
Molecular function (GO): proton-transporting ATPase activity, rotational mechanism
Source: RefSeq, a predicted model, not a curated record